CGUCCCAUGUCCUUUUUUUAGUUUCAGUCAUAUGCACAAACUUUGAAGGAUCCUGUACAUGAGGUUCGGAUAAAAUAUUUGUUGAUCCUUUACAGGAGGAUAAUUCACUGUAUUUAGGUACAGCCACCAUGGGCUGGAUUUUGCACUUCCUGGCUCUUGUCAGUGGACUCUUUGGUUAUGCAGCAGCAGCUCAAGACUGUGGUACAUGUUAUCACCUAAACAUGGGGGUUUUCAUUGGUAUCAUUACCUGUGAUAUAAUUCUCACACUUCUUAUUACUAUCUCUGUCUACUGCUAUGCAUCACGGGAAAAAAACAAGAACAGCUCGCGUCCGCAUAAGAACUCCAGUGAGAAAGACAAAGGAAAAUUCCGGCAAACGUCUAGCAGACCAAAGCAGGUGGAAAUUACAGAGUCACCUUAUCAGGAACUAUAUGGCGUACAGUCAGAUAUAUACAGCGAUCUUCAUCAGUAUCGGAAGUAAUGCAACACCUUAUAAACCAACAAGCUUUACAAUGCGAUUUUAGACAUUGUUAAUUGUUCUGUAAAUUUGUUACUUUGAAUCGUUUACAUUUGAAAUAUGACCAUAAAAUGUUUUGUCAGUGUUUCCUGACACAGCAGGACCAAUAGGCGUUCCGGAGUACAAAAUGUAUGUCUUAAAAUGUAGAUAAUACUGUAUGGACACUUGCUUUUUAUAUUGGUAAUUCCUACGUUCAUCUUACUUUCAUUUUUAUGUAUCAUGUAGCUAAAUACGUAUCUAACGUAAAUUAUUGUAGAAAUGUUUGUAUAUUGAUACAAAUGAUUAAAAACAUUUGUUAA
Molecule: messenger RNA, 814 nt
Organism: Clarias gariepinus (North African catfish)
Lineage: Eukaryota; Metazoa; Chordata; Actinopteri; Siluriformes; Clariidae
Gene: tyrobp
Product: transmembrane immune signaling adaptor TYROBP
Exons: 5
Coding region: 129-479 (116 amino acids)
Biological process (GO): positive regulation of natural killer cell activation; positive regulation of macrophage fusion; negative regulation of B cell proliferation
Cellular component (GO): cell surface
Molecular function (GO): signaling receptor binding
Source: RefSeq, a predicted model, not a curated record